AUGCCAUCAACCACUACAGUGCAGAAGCCUCUACAGACCUUUGGUCGUGAAGCAGGUGAUUUUGACGCACUUCCCAUUAUUGACUUGGCGACACUGAGGAGCCCCGACAUCCAGGAGCGUCGCGAACUUGCUCGCAAAAUUGACAAGGCUUGCACGGAUGUCUGUUUCUUUUAUGUCAAAAGUCAUGGAGUAUCCGAAGAAUUGAUCAGUGCGACUUACAAAGCGGCUCACCGAUUCUUCAGCCUCGAAGAAGGACAAAAAAUGAAAUACUACCUGGGAAACUCCACGAACUUUCGUGGUUACAGUCCGUUGUACGGGGAAAAAUCUUCAAACCCCGAUCUUGAGGGAGACGCCGAGAAGAUAUUCCCGGGGGCACUCUCGGAGGCAUUUGACAUGGGGUACGAAAUUCCAGCAGAUCUUCAGAAGUCGCCUGGCCAUGUGCUUCCCGAUGAUGUCUACGGACUGCUGGGGAAAAACCAAUGGCCCAGCGAUGACGCGGUGCCGGGACUUCGAGAUGCGUAUACUCGUUAUUUUGGCGAGGUCUUGGAGCUGGCCAGGGCUCUGAUGAGGGUUUUUGCGCUCGCGCUGGAUCUCGAGGAGGACUUUUUCGACCCCAUGAUGGAAUAUCCGGGCGUCACCUCCAGGAUGCUGCAUUAUCCCCCGCAGCCGGUCGAGGGAGAGGAGGUGCCCGGGCUUGCGGCUCACACGGAUGACAUCCCGGCUCUCCAGGUCCGAAAUAAACAUGGAGAAUGGAUAACCGCCCCGCCAAUACCGGCAACGUUUAUCGUGAAUAUUUCGGACUCUUUGGCGCUGUGGUUCAAGUCGACCAUUCACCGAGUGGUGAACCUCACCGGUGAAGAACGGUACUCCAUUCCAUUCUUCUUCGGCGUGGACUACAACACAACCAUUUCUGUACUGGAAAACCAAGUCAGCGAGAAGAAGCCCCCAUGUUGUCGACCAUUCAAAGUGGGCGAGUAUGUACGCAAGAAACUGGCCAGCGCAUACAUCGGAUACGGCGGGCAACCUGCUGGUCGUAAACAGGCUUAG
This is a messenger RNA of Metarhizium album ARSEF 1941, 1047 nucleotides long. Its product is annotated as 1-aminocyclopropane-1-carboxylate oxidase. The transcript has 6 exons. Bases 1 to 1047 code for a protein of 348 amino acids. The record is from RefSeq and is a predicted model, not a curated record. Lineage: Eukaryota; Fungi; Ascomycota; Sordariomycetes; Hypocreales; Clavicipitaceae. Gene Ontology annotation, molecular function: dioxygenase activity.